Messenger RNA from Pseudoliparis swirei, 1731 nucleotides. RefSeq names its product WD repeat domain 55 (gene wdr55). The transcript is spliced from 4 exons. NCBI's taxonomy places the organism in Eukaryota, Metazoa, Chordata, Actinopteri, Perciformes, Liparidae. Gene Ontology annotation, molecular function: protein binding. Bases 156 to 1418 code for a protein of 420 amino acids. The record is from RefSeq and is a predicted model, not a curated record.
UUUAAUGUGUAUAUGUCUUCUUCUGUAUUAACAAAGCUGCUAUUCAUUGUAGUGGCGUUAGAAGUGUAGUACCGCAGUGAGCCGCCAGUGUCAUCGCAUUGCUCUGGUUAAGCUGCCAUUUACUUCAGUGUAGAAGAAGAAACGAAGAAAACAACAUGGCGGCGCCCGCGGAACACGUUGGAACCGACUGCGCGGAGGCAGAUCCUCCAGAAACGGACACGACGGGAGCCCCGGAAGCCGCCAGCGACACCGACACCGACACCUCGGACCCGGCGGACCCGGCAGACCCGGCAGACCCGGACCCCGAUGGGGAUCAGGACGAAGACGACGAAGAGCCUCCCGAGCCGAGGGUCCGCGACACCCCGCAGGACAUCAAGCUGGAGGCCAUCGCCAACACGGUGGCGCUGCACCCGAGCCGCGACGUGCUGGUGUGCGGGGACGUGGACGGGGACAUCUACGCGUACGCGUACUCGUGCACGGAGGGCCAGAACCGGGAGCUGUGGUCCUCCGGGCACCACAUGAAGUCCUGCCGCCAGGUGCGCUUCUCCGCCGACGGGCUGCGGCUGGUCAGCGUGUCGCGCGACAAGGCCGUGCACCUGCUGGACGUGGAGCGCGGCACGCUGGUGACCCGGAUCCGCGGGGCCCACGGGGCCCCCAUCAACAGCCUGCUGCUGCUGGACGAGAACCUGCUGGCCACCGGGGACGACGCGGGAACCCUGAAGGUGUGGGACAUGAGGAAGGGGACGGACAUCAUGGACCUGAAGCAGCACGAUGAUUACAUCAGUGACAUCGCAGUGGACCAGAACAAGAGGAUCCUGCUCACGACCAGCGGCGACGGCACGCUGGGCGUGUUCAACCUGAAGCGGCGGCGCUUCGAGCUGCGGUCGGAGAGCCAGAGCGGGGACCUGACGGCCGUGGCCCUCAUGAAGCGGGGCCACAAGGUGCUGUGCGGCUCCAGCGAGGGGACGCUCUACCUCUUCAACUGGGACGGCUUCGGGGCCACGAGCGACCGCUUCGCCCUGAGGGCCGAGUCCGUGGACUGCCUGGUGCCGCUCAGCGACAGCAUCGUGUGCACCGGCGCCACGGAUGGCUACAUCCGAGCCGUGAGCGUGCUCCCCAACCGGGUGCUGGGCUGCGUGGGGCAGCACGUGGGCGAGCCCAUCGAGGAGCUGGCCUCCUCCUGGGACCGGCGCCUCCUCGCCAGCAGCGCCCACGACCAGCUCAUCAAGUUCUGGGACGUGUCGGCGCUGCCCGGCACCACCGUCCCAGAGUACCGCAAGAGGAAGAAGAAGGACGGCCGCAUGAAGGCGCUGAGCAAGAAGGCCCACGGGGACAACGACUUCUACGCCGGGCUGCUGGAGGAGGAGGAGGAGAAGGAGGAGGAGACGCAGAAGGAGGAGGAGGAGGACAGCGACUAGAACCCCCAUGUGGUCUGUGGACUGGAGGCAGACCACCAGGUGAAGACGAGGACCUUCAUCCACACCGACUCACCUUAAAAAAUGACUUUUUCCUCAAUUUAUUUGUUAUUUAUUUUCUUUCGUUCGGAAAAACUUUAAAAAACUGAAAUUGGGGAUAAGAAAAAGAAAUCCAAAUGAUUCGGCUUUGCCUCCAGAUGUUUGGUGACUUCUGAAUUUGGGGGAAAGAAAUUUAUUUGUAUCCACAUUAAAAUUGUUUAGUUUUUUAUAUAAAUUGUCACUUAUUUAUUUUUUGUUGAUUAUACUUUAAAUAAGU